UGAAAGGUUACAACCCAUCAGGCCUUGCGCGGAAACAUGGCGGCGUCCAUACUGACUCAGGCUGUGUCCGGGGCCGGUCUGUCAUGUCUCCGCCGCCGUACCGGCCUCCGGUGCCUGAGUGCUCCUGCCGGCUGGGGCAAACGGCAAGGGCAACAGGUCCGGAAAGAACCCCCUGAAAUCCCGGGCCUUGAGCGCAUCACGUACGCUGAUCGUAUGUACUAUCUCCCGUGGCUGGCACGUCCCCGGUUCCCGGACUUUAAGAAGGACUGGUCAGACCCUUUUCACUACCGGGCUCCUGCCCCGGAGGAAAUGAAGUUGUAUAAAGAGCGGCCGUCCUUUGUGUUUCAACGAAGCUGCCGUUUGCUGGGCGGGGUAAAACAAGCACUAUGGCUGACCAAGACGAAGAUGAUUGAAGGCUUACCACAGAAGAUAUUGAGCAUUUGUGAAAAUCCAGACUAUCAGUUCCCGAACCAUGAAGAGUUGGUGCACAAUACUAUAGCCCAAGCGUGUUUAUGGAGCAACACUGAAGAGCAGCCCAUCAGAGAGGAAUACUGCCCUAAACUGUUACAAGGCCUGCUGCAUUUGUGUCGGACGCAGAACAGUAAAUUCCCGGCGCUUUCUGAAAGAAGCAUGGUUGAGAACUGUCGUCUGUCAACUUACUGGCAAAGGGGUUCUGACACUUUUCAUGUGCGAGGGAUCAGCGGCUUUCUUCUAAAUGCCAAAGCCCCACUGUCUCCCCUGGCCUCGGAGAGCGAGAUUCAGGACACUGUGCCCCAUAAACUGGAAUCCCUGUACCCCAUAUCUCCUGCUAUUGACCUUCAGGAAGUCAAUGUAUACAAGAACCACAAUGAUUUAGGGUUCAAAGAGGGUUACCCGUUCCCUGACCCUCACACCAUAUUCAUUAUGGAUCCGUGUAGCACCAAAGCCAGAUUCCUGCCAGACCAGCUCCGGGCCAAGAUGAUCAUGCUAGCAUUCGGCAGCGCUUUGGCUAAAGCUAAGAUUCUGAAUGGGGAGGAAUCAAAGGUCUUGAAGCAGCCAGUCUAUGUUCAAGGUAUUGCAACUGAUGGACAGCUCUUCCACUUCGUGGCAUUCCAGCUGAACACGCUGGAUCUGGAGUCUGAUGAUGGCGUUAAAAAUCUUGUCUGGAUUGAUGCUGACCAGCCGUUAUACGAUACCGCCUUCCGUGUUCCACAAAUGAAGAGGAAAGUUGUUCUGGCACCUGCUGGAGUGUCUGGUUUACGGCCAGAAACAUUUCGAAAGUUUUGGGCAAUGUACCUCCAUGGAGCAGUCUGAGGUCAUGUUUCUCAGUUUUCAUUUUGUAUAUGAACUAAAUAAAUAAUUUAAAGUUGUUGUAUACCA
Spea bombifrons (plains spadefoot toad) is the source of this 1359-nucleotide messenger RNA. RefSeq names its product mitochondrial ribosomal protein L37 (gene MRPL37). Gene Ontology annotation, molecular function: structural constituent of ribosome. The transcript is spliced from 7 exons. Gene Ontology annotation, biological process: translation. The record is from RefSeq and is a predicted model, not a curated record. Gene Ontology annotation, cellular component: ribosome; mitochondrion. Lineage: Eukaryota; Metazoa; Chordata; Amphibia; Anura; Pelobatidae. Bases 37 to 1293 code for a protein of 418 amino acids.